Leptinotarsa decemlineata (Colorado potato beetle) is the source of this 551-nucleotide messenger RNA. Its product is annotated as peroxidase. Gene Ontology annotation, molecular function: peroxidase activity; heme binding. Lineage: Eukaryota; Metazoa; Arthropoda; Insecta; Coleoptera; Chrysomelidae. Gene Ontology annotation, biological process: response to oxidative stress. The record is from RefSeq and is a predicted model, not a curated record.
CACGUAUCAUUACUGGAAAAACAUUAUGAACACCCAGAUGAUGUUGAUUUGAUAGUUGGAGGAUCGCUGGAAACGGAUAUUCCUGGAGCUUUAGCUGGCCCUACAUUUCAUUGCAUUAUCCUGAAGCAAUUUUACAGAACUCGAGUUGCUGACCGUUUCUGGUUCGAAAAUGACCAAUUCACUAGAGAACAACUGAAAGAAAUACGCAAAGCUAGUAUAUCCAGAUUGAUGUGUGACAAUAGUAAUAUAAAGUAUAUGCAACGGAAAGGAUUCGUACGGAUAUCACAAGGUAAUCCUUUGGAAAAUUGCGGUGAACUGCCAUCCAUCAACUUAUCACUGUGGAAAGGAGUCUAGAGAAAGAAACUACAUUCUAGUGAAAUACAAGCUUACGCAAAAUUUUCAUUUUCAUAAAUCUAUAAUAAACUUCGUAAAACAUUAAAUGCCAUAGUUGAUUGAAGGAAUUCACUUCAUGCAGACAGAUUUGUUUCUUGAAACUGUUAUGGAAGGAGAAGUGUAUCAUUUUGAGAAAAUUAAAUAAUAUAUACACUGUU